AUGCGUACUUCGUUCAAACACCACCAGCUUCGUACACUCAAAUCCUAUUUCGCCCUCAACCAUAACCCCGACACAAAGGACCUAAAACAACUCGCACAGAAAACAGGCCUGACCAAAAGGGUACUUCAGGUUUGGUUCCAGAACGCUCGGGCCAAAUACAGACGCAAUCUCCUGAAGCAGGAGGAGGAAAAGGUACCCAAGCAACAGCAGCAGUUGCAACGCCACCAAGCGGCCGUCAUGGAGCAGAUCUGUGACUCGCAAUCAAUGCCAGCUUCGGAUAUGGGGAGCAUGGGAGGGGCCGGACACCGGAGCAAGUCACCGACAUUGUCGGAACUCAGUUCGGCGCCGUCGCUCUCAGAUCUUCAUCAUCAGACCGGCAGCGGUUCUCUAUCUUCACUAUCUAUCUAUCUAUCUAUCUAUCUAUCUAUCUAUCUGUCGUUUCAUUAUCUAUCUAUCUAUCUAUCUAUCUAUCUAUCUAUCUAUCCCUAUAAGUUUUGGCUCGUUAUUCUUAUAACCAGGCUCCCGUAUUUCCUUUCCUGCUUGAUUUCUAUCUUUCCUUUUCUUCCGUCUCUUUCUCUCUCCCGCUAUAUAUCUAUCUAUCUAGCUAGCUAG
Messenger RNA from Acanthosepion pharaonis, 612 nucleotides. Lineage: Eukaryota; Metazoa; Mollusca; Cephalopoda; Sepiida; Sepiidae. The record is from the annotation of a GenBank genome assembly.